This is a messenger RNA of Paramecium sonneborni, 339 nucleotides long. The record is from the annotation of a GenBank genome assembly. Lineage: Eukaryota; Ciliophora; Oligohymenophorea; Peniculida; Parameciidae.
AUGAAUAAAUCAUUUAAUGCUUUAGGAACUUUUAUCUAAGAUAUUAAUAAAUAGAUUAGUCCACUUUAAAUCUUAUUUUAAUUUAAAUGUAUUCAAGGAAAAAAAAUUAAAGCUUAAUUUAAUAAAUGUUCUACAUGCGUUGGUCUUAGCAAAAGUUAUAAUCAAAAUUAAGUUUGCUAUAACAACAAACAAAUUAUUUCAUUCUAUCCAAAAUAUAAUACAGAUGCUUUUUACAAAGGUAAUUUAAGAAUAUUAAUUGAAAAUUCAAAAAUUACAAUCACAUAACUAUUAUAUGAUCGUCAAGUAGUUAUCGCUAUGAUAGAAUAUUUAGAUUAAUGA